Molecule: messenger RNA, 1624 nt
Organism: Porites lobata
Lineage: Eukaryota; Metazoa; Cnidaria; Anthozoa; Scleractinia; Poritidae
Source: the annotation of a GenBank genome assembly
AUGGCGAAUUCGGACUCUGGACCUAAAAGAAAGUUUUCGUCGGAGAAAUAUAAAGGCUAUUACGAGCUAAACGAUAAAGAACCCAUCUUCACGGCUCGCUACCUUGGAGUGACAAACGUGGACGCGUCGUUCCAGCCAGAAAGAGCACACGAAAUCAGCGCGAGAUGUGUCGACAAACUUCACAAAAAUUUACAAGACAGCGGCAAAAAGAGGAAAGUUUCCCUUCUCAUAUCCACGAACGUCUCCCGUGGGCUUACUCUUACAGAGAAAGGAAGCGAGAAAGAGGCGUACUACGCGCUGUGCGACAUCGCCUUUUGUUCGACAGACGUGCGCGACGAAUCGAUAUUUUCCUUCAUUGCUGACUGCGAUGGAGAGCUACAAUGCCAUGUCUUUUCUUUCAAGAACGAGGAGUCGGCUAAAGCGGUGUGCAUGGCCCUAUCAAAUGCGUUUAGCACGGCCCAUGGCGAGUGGAUGAGAAAACAAAAGCGAGAGAAAGCCAAGAAAAUAAGCCGUCAGGAAAUAACUGUCUCUCCAAUAUACGCAUGAAGUUUUUUACUUAUUCUUUGGACUAAGAAACAAACCAAGAAACAGACAAAAUAGUUCCAAAGAAGAAGACUGAACUGAACGACAAACAAUACUUUCCAUCUUUCCUUCUGGUGGAUCGAGCGGCUUUGGCAAAGAGUGAAAGUUCUGACAUUGCUGAGUGCACUAAUACUUACUGGGGCAGUGGUCCUCUUUAAUAAUACUCGUCAGACCAGUUUGGCGACUUUUCGAGAUCUUAGCAUGCAUGCACUCUGUCUAGCAUGCAGUCGCGGAUAUAUAAAUUAAAAUCGAUUUCAUUUUGGAAACAUUUUCCACGACUACAACUCAGUGACUACAGAACAGUGACAAUGAAAAUCUAACGCAAUAGGAAGGAGACAAUAGAAGGCUUGCGGCUAUCCUUUUCCUUUAUCAAACCUCUUCAUCUGAUACUCUGUUUUAGCUAUUUUUUGACAUGUAUGCCGUUGCCAAGCCUAAUUUAGACCAAACAUGAGCCUAUUCAAAAUAAAAAAAAAUGUCACAAUUCCAUGGCAAAAAUCUAGGAAAAAAGAACCCAGACAGGUGUAAGUCCCAGAGAAGGCACUUAGUACUACUUAGCUCAGAGACAGAGAAUUUGCUCGUGAUGUUCACGAUUAUUUUUUGUUUAUUCAGGCAUUAGGGGCCAUUAAACACUCUAGGAUUGUAGAGCUCUAGAAACCAAGGAUUUGUUCCAGAAUGAAAAGAAGCUUUCUUGGCUCCGAGUUAAAAGUUAUCCCUUGUAAUUAUUAUUUUUUUUGGCGAAAACAAUUGCAACUGUUUUAUCUGCAAUUUGAGCAAAAUAAAUAUUUCACAAUUGAUUGGGUUACAAAAGAAAAACAGAAAUUAAAAAAAAAAAAAGGAUAUCGCGUAGCUAUAAUGCUAAGCUGCGACUUAAACGCUACAUUCGUAACAUAAAAAAUGUUGACUUUAAAAAGUUAUUUUUUUUAAGAGCAGCGACUGUUUUGCGGCCAAUGCCUGUAUGAUCACAGGCAGUCACAGGCAGCCCAAGCGUCAUAUAACCUUGUGUGUGAGAAAAACAACUGAGAAUUGCUAUCUAUAAAUAGGC